Molecule: messenger RNA, 2094 nt
Organism: Entelurus aequoreus (snake pipefish)
Lineage: Eukaryota; Metazoa; Chordata; Actinopteri; Syngnathiformes; Syngnathidae
Gene: prim1
Product: DNA primase subunit 1
Exons: 13
Coding region: 617-1909 (430 amino acids)
Biological process (GO): DNA replication, synthesis of primer
Cellular component (GO): alpha DNA polymerase:primase complex
Source: RefSeq, a predicted model, not a curated record
GGUUAUGGUAUUUAUUUUUUAUUUAUUUUUUGUCACAAAGAAAUACAAUCAUGUGUGCUUACGGACUGUAUCCCUGCAGACUAUAUUGAUCUAUAUUGAUAUAUAAUGUAUAUAUUGUGUUUUUUAGGUUGAUUUGAUUGAUUGUUCUAUUUUAUUGUUUUAUUUCUUGUGCGGCCCGGUACCAAUCGGUGCACGGAUGGUUGGGGACCACUGCUCUAGAGUCCACAUAUGACCUGCACCAUAUGGUUAUCGUUUAAUACUUAACCAGACUUCCGAAGCUUCCUCUCUCGCUUUUUUUUGUAACAAUAAUCAUCCAUCGUAAACUUUUGUAUUUGGUAUAUUAAACGCCGUGUCUAAGUUUGCUAUUGAUAAGAUAUGAAUUUACCUUUAUUUUAUAAUUAUAUUAUACAUUACAACGUUUCCUGUACGGACUUCUAACAUCCGCUUUCGUCACCCAGCAGCCUUUUUCUGAUUGGCUGUGUGCUUUGCUGAAGCGUUUUCCCGCGUUGUGUCUGUCGCAAAACAACACACCGAGUUGACAGUCGGUGGGUGUACAAAACUAAGACAUUUGAGACACUUUAUUCACAAUUUAACGACAGUUUAGUAUUGCGGGGGAAUGCCACCACCAUCAGAUUAUGACCAGGCCAGUCUGCCGGAUUUACUACCGCUUUACUACCGACGACUGUUUCCAUUCUCCCAGUACUACCGCUGGUUAAACUAUGGAGGAGUGCAAAAGAACUACUUCCAGAACCGAGAGUUCUCCUUCACCCUCAAAGAUGACAUAUACGUCCGCUACCAGUCUUUUACCACGCAGAACGAGCUGGAGAAAGAAAUGCAGAAGAUGAAUCCAUACAAAAUCGACAUUGGAGCAGUCUACAGCCACAGACCUAGUCAGCACAACACAGUGAAGUCUGGAACCUUCCAGGCUCUUGAGAAGGAGCUGGUGUUUGAUAUCGACAUGACGGACUAUGAUGAUGUCAGAAGCUGUUGCAGUGCUGCAGACAUUUGUCACAAGUGCUGGACUCUGAUGACUAUCGCCAUACGAAUCUUGGACAGAGCGCUUAGAGAUGACUUUGGUUUCCAGCUCCUCCUGUGGGUGUAUUCUGGCAGAAGGGGUGUUCAUUGUUGGGUGUGUGAUGAAUCUGCCAGGAAGCUUUCGGUAUCUGCUCGAUCUGCAGUGGCAGAAUACCUCAGUUUGAUCAAGGGUGGUGAAGAUACUGUAAAGAAAGUGGUGCUGACAGAUCCAAUUCAUCCCUUUAUCAAAGAGUCUCUGGCAGUGGUGGAGCAUUACUUUUCCACAUACGCGUUGCAAGAACAGGACAUCCUCGGACGCAAGGAGUCUGUUGAUAAAGUGCUGGGCCUUUUGCCUGAAGAUGUUCGAAAGGAGUUACAGCAGGAUUUCAAAAAUGAGAGAAAUCCGGAUAAUCGAUGGAAUCUCAUCAUGGACCAUGCAAUUAGGAAACAGGCAACUGCCAAGAAGGGUCAGCACUUUGAGAAAGAAAUCAUGUUGCAGUAUUGUUACCCACGACUCGAUGUGAAUGUCAGCAAAGGGGUGAACCAUUUGCUGAAGAGUCCCUUCAGUGUCCACCCUAAGACAGGGCGCAUCUCUGUUCCCAUGGACCUCAAAGACCUGGAUAAGUUUGAUCCUUUGACCGUGCCCACUAUCAGUAUGAUCUGUGAAGAGUUGGACCGAGCUAGGGAAGGUGAGGAGGUGGCAGUGGAGAAAAACGAGGAAAAGGCAGAAGACAAGGAUAAUGAGAAAGUAGCCGCAGAGAAACGAAAGCUAAGAGAUUACAAAAGAACCAGCCUUGCAAAAUAUAUUAAGUAUUUUGAUAAUUUUCUGGAUGUAGUCUCUCAAUCUUGGAAAGGAGAACUUCUCAGAAAGAGUGACCUUCAAAAGGAAUUCUGAUUUACGGAAGCUGACCAUGCUUACCAUGUUCUUUGGUGGUGUUUAGUUGUAUCAUGUUUUCAUUUCACAGAUAAACACUCACUUGAUUUUUCAACUUGUAUGUUUUACCUCAAACUCUCUUCCUUCUUUGUUAUGAAAACGUACAUAGAAUUUGCAUUCUUGAAUAAAAUAUUCAUUGUAUGAUA